Messenger RNA from Durusdinium trenchii, 1998 nucleotides. Lineage: Eukaryota; Dinophyceae; Suessiales; Symbiodiniaceae. The record is from the annotation of a GenBank genome assembly.
GCAGGACACUCGCACGCACUUUGGAAGGGAUCUAUGGCUCGGUGAUGCUUUGCAUUGCAGCUAGUGGGAAUCAAGAGAGUGGUUUCUGAGGUAUCGUCGUUGACUUGCCAGUCUUUGCGCCGUGGCCAGCGGAGCAUGCUCAGCCUGCUUCAAGCCUUGUCUGCCACCUUUGCCCCGUAUGCAGGAAGUAGACGCCUCCAGAGUUCUUGGGAAGUGCCAGCGACCCCUUGCCUUGGCGGGCGAGGGUGUGGAUCGCCAGAGCGUGGGCUGCCAGAGCGUGUCGUUGUUUGAGCGUUCAAUAGCCCGAAGAAUGUGCUGCAAGGGCUCCAAUUUCGCUGCAGCUGCAGGUGCCGUUGCCUUGUGGACAUGCAGGAGAGCAAGCCGUGUGCGCGUUCUGGCCAAGGAGAAGGAAAGGGCUGGUAUGGUGCAUUUGCCCCAUGGUCUCAGCGAAGAGGAAGUUGUCAGCUAUGAACUUGCCGACGAAGACUUCUCCCUCUGUGAGGAAGAGGAAGAGGAAUGGCGCCAAUACGAUGAAGAGGUAAGCCAAUUCAAGAAGCUGGUGCUCGAGUGUGGAUCUGAUUUGAGCUCCUCUUCUAGGUCUGCGUUUUCUCGCCCAUCCAUCCGUGAUUCGCAAGACUUGCCAGGUCCGUUUGGUGACUGUUGCUCUGAGGCAAUCUUGCCGCAGAAUGAGUCUGGGGGGACUGAUGGCCAAAGCCAGCCUUCAGCUCUCGUGUUUGGUGAGAAGUUAACCAGCAGACAUUUUGAACUUCCAAGAGAGUAUCGCCAGCGUUUGGAGAACGAGGGCACCGCUGUGGUGGUGACAACCGGGUCAGGAGAAAAUGCGCUCGUACUACUCAGCCAUGUGCCAGACCAACCCCAGCUGCUUCCAGUGGUUUCAGAGACCUUCCGGAUGCAAGAAGUGAAACUUGUGCGAGGUUGGCUGGAAACGAUGGAUGACGGCGUGGUCAUGGGUGCGUUUGAGGUUUCUGAUUUGAACGACCAGCCACUAUCGAGUGAACGCACCGCCCAGCUGGAAAGGGCAUUGAUGCAGGCUGGUAGAGGCACGUCGCGGCCUUGUGUCACAGCCUGUGGCCCAGAGUGCUGUUUGUCAAACCUUCCCAACUCAACGUCUCCUGCAGCCACUGCAGGCUCACAAUAGCUCCUUGGACUGUGCAUUCACAAGAGAACUUGUUCUUUUCUUGUGUGUGUGUGUGUGCGCGUUUUUGCAUGGAGGGGCAUGAGGAAGAGAGCCGCAUGUUAUAAGAUAUUAUUUAUGAUUUGUUGUUGUUGCUGCUGGAAGUGACCAAGGAAGUAAAAUUGCAUGUUUUGAGGUUCAAAGUUGGGGAGUCGAUUAAAGUUGCCCCUCAAGACUUUUCAUGGUUUAAAGGUAUUUGGAAGCUACUGCCUACUGCUUGCCAAAUUCGAAGAUCCCCAAAGUUGUUGUUUGAGGCUUGUGCGGGCAAAUAAGGUUGUGCAAAAGUUUAGUUUUUGAGGGGUUGGCUGAAAAAGACAGUUUGUUUGGCACUUGGACAAGAUCAUCAAUCUCCAUGCUAGGGAGCAGCCUUGGAUCUAAGGCUUUUUACAACAUUACAAAAUGCAUCCACAUGCUUAUCAAGCAACAUGCUAGACUGGUUUUACUUGAUUCAGCUCCAGCGUUUUGGCAGGUUCUACACAGUGACCCAGAGUAAGUGUGGCGUUUAUGAUGUUUCCACAAGCCAGUUGAGUUUGUAAUGAAUGCUGCUGAAUGCGAUUGUCUCCUAACAGCCGAAGCAAGGUGCUGGGCGAGUUGGUCCAUCCUGAUCCAAGGCAGUGGCUUGGUGUGAGGGUGCGUUUGCAAAAAUUUUCAAGCACGGAGGAUCUCCUGAAUUGAGAAUCCUUCGAAAGGUGAGUCCAGGUGAAGGCCUGGCAACUGGAAUAGUGUUUUUUUGUGGCAUAGUGUGCUUCAAUGCCUUAGCAUGUAGCAUCCUCAAAGCUUAUGACUGCCAUCCCUUGCCAUCC